CGAGAAUUGUACUUGGGGGACGGACGGCAACUGCAAACUGCAACUUUUGGGUGUUGUUGGCAACACGCCCCCCUCCACCAACUUUUUCCCUCUUUCUCCAUUGUUUGGUUUGUUUUGGGUAUUCUUCACUUGACUCUUUUCUUUUCCUUCUUGUCGGGAUAUCGGUGUCAUCGCCAAACCUACCUACAGCGGAUACUGUCUACCUAAUUAGGCAUUUUUAUCUGAUGCCCUAGUCUUUUUCACUCCAAGACACUGUCACCGCCCCCUGUUCCUGUAUUUGGGUUUGUUUGCUUUGAUUUACCGUGCCGUCCACAGCUGCAUCUCUGGCUUUUCAAAGUGCAUCUGAGGCGUCCAGUCUGAUUGCUUCUUUCUGUUGUCUUGCGCACUGUGGGUGGGAAAAAGCACAGUCUUCCGUCUGUGUGAUCACAGCCUGAUUGACGGUUCAGGCUCUCAGGACUUGGCUCCAGCUUCUUAGUCUCUUUCUUGGUUCUGCCUCUGUUCAACUGUCCAUUAUAUAAAGGCUCUCCCGAGCCCUUCCUUCAAGAUGUCUUCAAGAUAUUCACUACGCCAAACUCCCAGGUUUGUUUGCAUCUCUAUUCCUCAAUCCCAAAUUUUCCAUCAUGUACUAACUUUGCGCCUCCAGGAAGAAGGAACUCUUCGAGGGCAUGGUUGAGACCCCUAUUCGUCGCUCACGUUCAAAUCGCCGCCAGACUUCCCAACCUCUCUCAGACGUCGAAACCGAGUCAAACUCUGCCGCUGAGGCUAUCUCGCGACCUACUCGCCGACGCACCGCUAGGUUCACCGAAGAGCUCGACGAGGACACAGAUUCCGACAACAUGGGAGCUGUCAACAGAGCCUCCAAUGGCAAGACCAACGGCCAUGCCAAUGGCCAUUCAAACGGUGGUGUCACCAAUGGACACGCCACCAACGGUCAUGCUACAUCCAACGAUGUUUCUGGCGCUGCACCGAUCAAUUCAGUCAUGGAGAAGACCGAGGGCGUGCCUCAAGACCCCAAUGUGGUUGAUGGCUGGAGGCCUGGCCAGGAUCCCAAGAUUGACUACUCUGGAGAGUUCGAGUUUGGUGGUUCUUUGGGCACCGCUGCCAUGAUGAUACUCUUCCCUAUACUCAUGUGGUAUAUGUGGAUUGGCGCCACUUACUACCAUGGCAAGUUUCCCUCCCGUGCCGAGGGUCAGUCCUGGGGUGAGUUUGCCGCUCACCUCGUCAAUCUGGUCUACACUGGUGCAUUCCCCCGCCUCCAGGUCUGGGCCUGGUACUGGUCUUAUCUCAUUGUUGAGGGUGCCUUUUACUGCCUCCUCCCCGGUGUCUGGGGCUAUGGCAAGCCUCUUCCUCAUGAGGGCGGCAAGCAGCUUCCCUACUACUGCAGCGCCUACUGGAGUCUCUACACCACUCUUGCUUGCCUUGCCUUUCUGCAUUUCUCUGGUAUCUGGCCUCUGUACACUGCCAUUGAUGAGUUCGGUCCUCUUCUGUCUGUUGCUAUCCUCAGUGGCUUCCUUGUCAGCUUUGUGGCCUAUUUCUCUGCUCUUUGGCGUGGCAAGCAGCACCGUAUGACGGGCUACCCCAUCUAUGAUUUUUUCAUGGGCGCCGAGUUGAACCCCCGCUUGUUUGGCAUUCUCGACUUCAAGAUGUUCUUCGAGGUUCGCAUGCCUUGGUACAUCCUGCUCAUCCUCAGUCUUGGCGCCGCCGCUCGUCAAUAUGAGCAGUACGGCUACGUCUCUGGUGAGGUUUGGUUUCUCGUCAUGGCUCACUUCCUCUACGCCAACGCCUGUGCCAAGGGAGAGGAGCUCAUCAUCACCACCUGGGAUAUGUACUAUGAGAAGUGGGGUUUCAUGCUCAUCUUCUGGAACCUCGCUGGUGUUCCUCUCUCUUACUGCCACUGCACUAUCUAUCUAGCUAACCACCACCCUGAUGUGUACCGCUGGAACCGCGGCAUUCUCGCCGCCAUGUUCGCUGGAUACCUCUUCUGGUACUGGGUCUGGGAUAGCUGCAACAGCCAGAAGAAUCGCUUCCGCGCUAUGGAGAAGGGCAAGUUGGUCCUACGCAAAACCUUCCCUCAGGUCCCCUGGCAGACCAUCCACAACCCCAAGACUAUUGUUACCCCUCAGGGAACUAUCCUGGUUGACGGUUGGUAUGGUCUUGCCCGCAAGAUUCACUACACUGCCGAUGUGUGGUUCGCUGUUUCUUGGGGUCUGAUUACAGGCUUCGAGAGCCCUUUCCCCUGGUUCUAUCCACUCUUCUUCUGCGGUAUGAUCGCUCACCGUGCUGCUCGAGAUAUCACCCGUUGCCGUCGCAAGUACGGCGACGCUUGGCUCGAGUAUGAGCGACGUGUACCUUACCUCUUCAUUCCUUACGUCAUCUAAGGAGUCGACGAGGCCAAUCGGGAGCAACUCAGACUCGUUCCGCCCCCGAGGGACACUUAGUGCCUAUUUAUUAUUCUCAGUCAGUGGCUCUUGAUGCCACUAGGUGUUUUGGUCAGUGGAAAGCUGUACAUGGAAACAAAAACCGUUAUCAUGUCUGGGAGACAAAAAGGGAAACCCACAAACGAAGAGAUGAAGAGACGUAAUACGAAGGGGGUAUAUAAGGAAGCUGUAGACAUCAGCCUCUAUUGGUUUUUAUAAGGUGUCGACUUGCUUUGGGAGGUUUCUAGAUCUUGUAAUCUUUGGCUCGCAUUUGCAUACUUGUUAUGAGGCGAGGAUACUAUAAUAAACUGCUGUAUUGAUACACCCGCAUUGAGCAUUACACCUUCGGAACAGACGUCGUGGGCACUUGCAACGGCUUGG
Molecule: messenger RNA, 2798 nt
Organism: Fusarium odoratissimum NRRL 54006
Lineage: Eukaryota; Fungi; Ascomycota; Sordariomycetes; Hypocreales; Nectriaceae
Product: delta24(24(1))-sterol reductase
Exons: 2
Coding region: 666-2378 (570 amino acids)
Biological process (GO): ergosterol biosynthetic process
Cellular component (GO): endoplasmic reticulum membrane
Molecular function (GO): Delta24(24-1) sterol reductase activity
Source: RefSeq, a predicted model, not a curated record